UCGCGCGCCGAGCCCCGCAGCGAGCGCACGCGAGUCAGUGCCCGCAGUGUCCGCAGUGUCCAGUGCAGUGAGUGAAGUGGUGCCGGAUCCGGCGCACAGUGCGACGUCGCGAGUGGCGGCAUGCGGGCGCGCGCGCCCCGGCGGCGCCCGGCGCUGCGCUGACCCGAUGCGCCGCCAGCCUCCGCGGCACACGCCGCUGCUGCUCGCCCUCGCCCUCGCCUGCCUGCUGCGCUGCGCGGCGGGGGCGGGCGUGUUCGAGCUGCAGAUCCUCGAGUUCUCGAACCACCGCGCGGCGCUGGCGUCGGGCGCGUGCUGCGGCGGCGGCGCGCGCGAGCCCGUCUGCGCCGCGCCGUGCCGCACGCGCUUCUCGCUCUGCCUCAAGGAGUACCAGUCGGCCGCCGCGCCCGGCGCCUGCUCCUUCGGCCGCGCCGCCUCGCCCGUGCUCGGCACCGACUCCUUCACGCUCGCCGAGCCGCUCUACACGCUCGCGCUGCCCUUCUCCUUCCGCUGGACGAGAUCCUUCACGUUGAUACUCCAGGCAUACGACGACUACGAGUACCCCGAGCCGGACGCGGGGCUGGUGGAGGAGGCGUGGUGGUCGGGCAUCGUGGAGCCGAGCGCCGAGUGGCACGCGCUGCAGCAUGCGGGCGCCGCGGCCGCCGUGGCGUACCGCGUGCGCGUGCUGUGCCAGCCCAACUACUACAACACCACGUGCACCACGUUCUGCCGGCCGCGCGACGACAAGUUCGGCCACUACUCGUGCUCGCCCGACGGUGACAAGCGCUGCCUGCCCGGCUGGCAGGGCGACAACUGCGAGAAGCCCGUGUGUAAGGAAGGCUGUCAUCCGACCCACGGUCGCUGCGAUCGCCCUGGUGACUGCGACUGCCGGCCGGGCUGGCGAGGCGAGCUGUGCUCCCAGUGCCAGCCGUACCCUGGCUGCAAGCACGGCUACUGCAACGGCUCCUCGUGGGACUGCACCUGCGACACCAACUGGGGCGGCAUCCUCUGCGACCAAGAUCUGAACUACUGCGGUACACAUGAGCCGUGCCAGCACGGCGGCACGUGCGAGAACACUGCGCCGGACCAGUACCUGUGCCGCUGCGCCGAGGGCUUCUCCGGCACGGACUGCGAGCGCGUGGACAACCCGUGCGCGCCGCAGCCCUGCGUGCACGGCGAGUGCGCGCUGGCGGGCACGCCGCGCGGCUUCUCGUGCGCGUGCCAGCGCGGCUGGGCCGGCGCGCUCUGCGACCUGGACGUGGACGACUGCGCCAGCGCGCCCUGCCGCAACGGCGCCACCUGCCGCGACCGCCUCGACGCCUUCGUCUGUGACUGCGCGCCCGGCUGGACGGGGCCCACCUGCGCCGAAGACAUCAAUGAGUGCGAACAGAAAGCUGCGGAAGGUGUGGCCGGCGUCGCCGAGGGGGCUCUCGGUCCGUGCGUGAACGCCGCCGCGUGCAACAAUACCUCGGGCGGCUACUCGUGCACCUGCCUGGCCGGCUGGACGGGCCGCGACUGCGAGGCCAACGUGGACGACUGCACCGGGCAGUGCCUCAACGGCGCCACGUGCAUCGACCUGGUGGACGACUUCCACUGCGCGUGCGCGGCCGGCUACGCGGGCCGCACGUGCGCGCGCGACAUCGACGACUGCGCGCCGCGGCCCUGCAGGAACGGCGGCGAGUGCGUCGACCUGCUCAACGCCUACCGCUGCAUCUGCCCCGUCGGCUUCUCGGGCACCAACUGCGAGGAUGACCGCGACCACUGCGCGGGCUCGCCGUGCGGCAACGGCGCGGCGUGCUACACGGCGCAGAGCGACUACUACUGCCACUGCGCGCCCGGCUGGACCGGCAAGAACUGCACGCAGCGCGCCGCCAGGGAACAGGCAGACGCGUGCGCGGCCAGCCCGUGCCGCAACAAUGGCAGCUGCGUCGCUGGCGCCGCAGACUUCACGUGCAUCUGCCGCGACGGUUGGACAGGAAAAACAUGUUCGGUGCGCGUCGAAGCUAUCGACCGAUGUCCUGAAGGUACUUGUGCCAACGGAGGCACGUGCGUGCGCGAGGGCGGCGGCUGGCGCUGCGCGUGCGCCGCGGGGUGGGCGGGCGCGGCGUGCGAGCUGGCGCCGGCGCCCGCGUGCCCGUGCGCGCCGGGCGGCGCCUGCGUGCCGAGCGCGGGCGCGCCGGGCUGGGCGUGCGCGUGCCGCGAGGGCCGCACGGGCGCGCGCUGCGAGCUGCCCGCCGACCCCUGCGCGUCGGCGCCGUGCCGCAACGGCGGGCGCUGCGUGGGCGGCGCGGGCUGGUGGGCGUGCGAGUGCACGCCGGGCUGGACGGGCGACACGUGCGAGCGCCGCGCGCCCGCCGCCUGCGAGCCCGCGUGCCCGCCUGCCGCCGCCUGCGUGCCCGACCCGCUGCGGCCCGAGCGCGCCGCGCGCUGCGUGUGUCCGCCGCCGCCGCAGCGCGCCGCGCGCCGCUGCCUCGAGAUGCUGGCGGGGCUCGGCGCCGAGGGCCCGGAGGGCGGCGAGGCGGAGGGCGCGGGCGCGGGCGGCGCGGAGGGCGAGCCGGGCGCGUGCGGCGCCGACAACGGCACGUGGUGGUGGGGCUGCAACGCGUGCUGGUGCGACGCGGGCGCGCCGGCCUGCACGCGCCUGUGGUGCGGCCUGCCCGACUGCCACAUGCCCAACGCGCAGCCGUGCCGAACUGACGAGGUGUGCGUGCCGGCCGCGCCCGCGCUCUGUCUGCGAGCGCCCUGCGCGCCCAUCGGCGAGUGUCGGCGCGUGGCGGGGCGCCGCGUGGAGCCGCCCGCGCUGCCCGCGCCGCCCGCCUGCUGGCCCGGCGCGCGCGACGCGCCCGUGCCGCCCGGCUGCGCGCGCGCCUCGCUGCAGCUCGCGCGCGAGCGCCUCGCCCGCGGCGCGCACGUGGAGCGAGCCUGUGCCGCGCUGCGCCGCGCGCUCGCCGCCGCGCUGGCUGCACGCGCGCCGCCCGCGCCGCCGCUCGCGCUGCUCUGCGACCUGGCGCCCGACGACGACGACGCGCUCGACCUGGCCCUGUGGAUCGGGGACGAGGUGGGCACGGACGGCACGGAGCGCGCCGAGGCGCUGGGCGCCGCCGUGCGCGCGCUCAGCGAGCUGGUGUCGCGGCGCCGCCUCGCGCACCACGCGCUGCUGGGCGCGGCGCUGCGCCUGCGCGUGCCGCACGCGGCGGCGCCGGCGCCGGUGUCGGAGCCCGCGGCGCCGGCGCCGACGCUCGCGCUGACGCUGGCGGCGCUGGCGCUGCUGGCGCUGCUGGGCGCGGGCGCGGGCGCGGCGCUGCUACUGCGCCGGCGCCGCCUGGCCGCGGCCGCCGAGCGCUCGCGCCGCUGCGACGAGGAGAAGUCCAACAACCUGCAGAACGAGGAGAACCUGCGGCGCUACGCCAACCCGCUGCACGGCGGCGGCGCGGGCGCGGCGCGCGAGGAGUUGCCGCGCGCGCUGUACAAGGCGCAGAACGCGGACGCGCGCAACGACACGCCGCCGCGCGACAAGGAGCUCACCAAGCGCGUGCUGCCGCCGCCCGAGCCGCCGCCCGCGCGCCACCCGCCGCCCGAGCGCCUCACCGUGCUCGUCUAGCGCCAGCCCGACAGUGCCUGACCGACUGUGCCACACUGACUAUUUAUUGUUGUACGACGUAGAUCGCUAUCUUGUAAAUAUUGUAUUUUAUGUAAAUAAUGUUGACUCGUGUGAAUUUUGUACGUUUUAUGAGUGGUAUAGAAUUGAGUAUUUUGUUUGUAAAGGUUGUAAAAUGAAAAUGUGAAGUUGUUGUAAUAAAAAAUAAACUGAGUUUA
Molecule: messenger RNA, 3813 nt
Organism: Helicoverpa zea (corn earworm)
Lineage: Eukaryota; Metazoa; Arthropoda; Insecta; Lepidoptera; Noctuidae
Gene: Ser
Product: protein serrate
Exons: 14
Coding region: 167-3598 (1143 amino acids)
Biological process (GO): multicellular organism development; Notch signaling pathway; cell communication
Cellular component (GO): membrane
Molecular function (GO): calcium ion binding; Notch binding
Source: RefSeq, a predicted model, not a curated record